Messenger RNA from Ictalurus furcatus (blue catfish), 1653 nucleotides. RefSeq names its product multivesicular body subunit 12Ba (gene mvb12ba). The transcript is spliced from 10 exons. Lineage: Eukaryota; Metazoa; Chordata; Actinopteri; Siluriformes; Ictaluridae. Gene Ontology annotation, biological process: virus maturation; viral budding; regulation of epidermal growth factor receptor signaling pathway. The record is from RefSeq and is a predicted model, not a curated record. Gene Ontology annotation, cellular component: late endosome; ESCRT I complex. Bases 139 to 1032 code for a protein of 297 amino acids.
ACUAUUAUCCAAAACGCUUCGGAAGAAGAAGAACAAGAUAACGGCAUGAAAAAAGGAAGAAGUAAGGAAGACGAGGAUAUAGUGGAUUUAACUGUGGAAAACGACAUAUAAACACAGACUGACCAUAGCUGGAGUUUCAUGAUGCCUGAGGUACGUGAUUUGUCAGAUGCCCUAACAGAGAUGCUUAUGGAUCCCAUCACUGGUGUAGGUGUUGUGGCCUCAAGAAACAGAGCACCCACUGGCUACGAUGUGAUUGCACAAACCACAGAUGGAAUGGAUGCUGACUUAUGGAAAGAUGGACUGUUCAAAUCGAAGGUGACACGCUACCUUUGCUUCACUAGGGUCUUCUCCAAAGAAAAUAGUCAUUUAGGAAAUGUGCUGGUGGACAUGAAGUUGAUUGACAUUAAAGAUACGCUGCCUGUCGGCUUUAUCCCGAUUCAGGAGACAGUGGACACACAGGAGCCGGCAUUCAGGAAACGGAGGCUGUGUAUUAAGUUUAUCCCAAGGGACUCCACUGAGGCUGCAAUUUGUGACAUCCGCAUCCUGGGACGCUCCAAACAGGCCCCACCACAGUAUACAUUCAUAGGAGAGCUGAACAACAUGGGGAUCUGGUACCGAAUGGGGAAGGUGCCUAGAACUCAAGACUGCUCUCCCAUGCAGAACAAUGCUUCCACCACAGCUGCCACCACCAGCAUGCAAACAGUCACCAACUCUACUUCAGUUCCUGUCCUGCCCAAACACAUAUCUAUGACCCUACCUGCCAGUUUUAGGAGGAGUACCACUCGACCUGACUAUGAACACCAGAGCUCUAACCUAUAUGCCAUCUCAGCUAUGGAUGGAGUGCCCUUUGUGAUCUCUGAGAAGUUUGCCUGUGCUUCCAGUGAGUUACAACAGGUAGACUUGAUGGGCAUAAGGAUUAAAUCCCUUGCAGAGAUUGAAAAAGAGUAUGAGUAUAGCUUUCGUACAGAGCACAGUGCAGCUGCCCGCCUGCCCCCCAGUCCUACCAGGACUUCUCUAGGUUCUGAGGCUUAAACACAUGGACAAAACGAGCAGCAGGGAAGGAAAAGCGUGUGAAGUUCCAGAGUGGAAACAAAGUGAUGCAUACUGCCUCUUAUGUACCUUGACCGUAAAACAUCCCUGCAUUAUCUGUUCAGUAUUUACUUGGAUUUAUUUACUAGUGGAAAUUGUGACUUUACAUUUGCUCAGCAUUUCUUGCCGACAGGAGUGGAGAAAAAGUGCAUAAUCCUUCAAUACCAUGAUCUAAUUAAAACCACUAUUGAAGUAAAAAGGGAUUACGAUAGAGGGAACUUGUGGGAACGUCUCAGAACUUGUAUGACUAUGCACACAUCACUACUAUACAUAAUGCAUCUAUCUGUUGCAUAUGUUCAAUAAAAUAUCUAAGUAGAGUUAACUGUUGUGUUAAAAAGUUUUAGCAUGGACACUCUUAAUUAAGAGCUUUUGAAAUUAAGUUGUUCAAAAAAGCAGAAAGAAAUGUAACUGUAUGAAAUGGGAGGAGUUAUUGUAUUUUUUGUUGUUGUUGCAAGACUGACUGCCUAACUAGCCCAGCUGAUCUUUUCUCAGAUCAUGUAUAAGUUCUGUGUUUGCCAUUGAAAACACAGCCCAAUUUACUGUACAAUAAAUGCACUUGUGUGA